Messenger RNA from Anopheles nili, 2652 nucleotides. RefSeq names its product PHD finger protein 14. Lineage: Eukaryota; Metazoa; Arthropoda; Insecta; Diptera; Culicidae. Gene Ontology annotation, biological process: regulation of transcription by RNA polymerase II. The coding region runs from base 1 to 2652 and encodes 883 amino acids. The transcript has 3 exons. The record is from RefSeq and is a predicted model, not a curated record.
AUGAAACGCAAGCCAAGCAGCGAUGUUACCACCCAAACUCUGCUUGAUUUCGAUUUGGGUGAAUCUUCGUCGGAUUCAGAUUUCCGAAUCGAAGAUCACGAUGAUGAAAGUGACGAUUUUUCACUGGGCUCGAAAGAUGACGAUGAUGCGGAUGAUGAUAGCGACGAGGAUAAUGAUGAAGAUGAUGAUGACGAUGAUGAAGAUGAAAUCAUUGAUGACGCUCCGACUGAUGUUAAACACAAGCACGCAUCCGUCAGUGAUAUCGUUGUAACACAAGGAAUAGUCAAUUCGCUGAAUGGCGAUAGCCUUCGGAUAAUCGGCAGAAUAGAACCGCACAGCGUAGCAUGGCAUAGUCAUAGUGGAUGCGGCAAUGACCUUGAAGAGGAGGAACAGGAAAGAGGAAAAAGCGCAACUGAUAAAGCAAAAAAUGCCGCAAUUGAAAAGCUUUUCAUGACAUUGAUUUGCUGUGCUUGUUUAGGUGAUCGCAGCGAUGAUCAAAAUGAAAUCGUCGAAUGCGACGGUUGUGGAGUAACAGUUCACGAGGGAUGCUAUGGUGUGAGUGAAUGUACCAGCACGGGCAGCACAAUCUCAUCCUGCUCAACAGAACCGUGGUUUUGUGACGCUUGUAAAGCAGGUGUGUUGAAUCCGGACUGUGAGCUAUGUCCCAACAAGGGCGGUAUCUUUAAGGAAACAGAUGUUGGUAAAUGGGUCCAUUUGGUGUGCGCCUUGUACGUGCCCGGAGUUGCUUUCGGAGAAGUGGACCAGCUAUCAUCCGUUACCUUGUUCGAGAUGCCCUACAAUAAGUGGGGAGCUAAAACAUGCAGCCUUUGCGAGGACGCCAAGCUUGCUCGUACAGGCGUUUGCAUCGGGUGUGAUGCAGGAAUGUGCAAGACAUACUUUCAUGUAACAUGUGCGCAAUAUGUUGGGCUGCUCUCUGAAGCGCAUUCGGAGGAAGCUGACCAAGCAGAUCCUUUUUAUGCGCACUGCAAAAUACACUCUGAUAAAUCAUUGAUAAAGCAUCGUAAACGAAAUUAUAACACAAUCAAGAUGAGGGCGGCGCAUCGUCAGCUAGAAGAAGCGCAAAGAGAAGCGAAUAAAACAAAACCGUCUUCUGAACAGAUUCGAAUUGAACGAAAACUAACAAAGCAUCGUAAGCGGUAUCUUAUAAACAAGGAAAUACGGAACCCUCCCUGGGUGCCGACGCAAAAAAUGCCCCGACUAUUGAUAACAAGCGCAACUGCUUGCAAGAAGAUGUUGUUUAAAGCGCAACUGCUGGGGUUGGACAUGACGGCGAUCGAAUUGCAAGAGGCACAGAUGGCUUCGUUAGGCGACGUACGAAAAAAAUGGCACAUUCCGGCUGCGUUCAGUGUCGAAUUUAUCGGCUACUAUUUGGAUCGAGCGAUUAGAUUGGUGGAUAUGAAAAGAAAUCUAGAGGAGCAGCUUGUGCCAACGAACAAUUUGCUACUCGCAAAGCAGCGGCAACUUAGAGAAUGUUAUGAUGACAGUGUGGCUAAAAAUCAGGAUGCGGUCAAAACGAACGAAUCGUGCAAGGCAAGUAUAACGCAAAUUUACAAUUACAUUUAUGCGCUGUGUCCCAAUAAAGCGCUCACACCGGUCGAUCAAAUUGGCAAGCCAAUACCCACGACAAUGAGCUGUGGAGUUCUUGCAAAUACGGUAUCUCAAGGUGCGGCGACGCCUCCUGCUCGACGUACCAUGGCAGUACCAACAGCUGCUGCUCUUAAAAUGGGUGUAGGGUUUCCGUUACAAAAUCUCAUGGUUCCAGGCAACCAGCAAGACGACACUGGACGCAUUUUAAGCACCCAAUGCAAACAGGCUGGUGGUGGUGAAGAAUUGCUUAAUGAAUGUGGCAUUUGCAAGCGUUGCCACGAUCAACACUUGUUGGCUAAGUGUGACACGUGCCAUUUGCAUUAUCACCUUGGCUGUCUCAAUCCUCCGCUUACCCGUCACCCAAAGAAAUCGAAGCUCUAUGGCUGGCAGUGCUCGGAAUGCGACAAAUCAGAUGAUUCCAACCCGGAAAGUAUCAUCAUACCGAAGGCACCGAGAAAAUCGCGUACCCGCUACUCCAAAGACGGUACGAUUGUACCGUACGAUCUAAGCUUUACUCUCGUCGAUCAGGCUCACCAACUACCGUCUGACAGCAUGUGCAAGAAAAAUAUAUCUAAUACUUGUUUAGUCGACCGGAAAUCGCUUGAAAAUGCGCCACUUUCGAUUACUGAUCUUGAACUACCGUCAUGCAGUGAAGGAUUACCGGUCCGAGCCCUCAUAAAGGAGGAGCCAACAAGAAGUGUAGAAGGCUCAUCAAAGGAAUUCGCUUGUCAGGCAAUGUCGAAUAAGCAACCGAGAAAGCGUGGACGAAAGAAAAAGUCGCAAUUCACGUCAUCAUCAACGCCGAUUAUCGAUCAAAGUAAACAACUGGCAUAUGAUGGGAUAAAAGCGGAAAGGCUGGAUGUUUCGUUGAAGAAUCAAAAAGAGUUUAGUAUUGACUUGAAUGAUCAGCGGGACAACGUUAAGAGUAUUAAUCAAGAAAAUUCACAGGACUUGCUGUUGGUUAAGGACAAAGUGGGGGGACAGGACAAGUCACAUCAGCGAUGCGAAUCAAUACCUACUGAAAAUGCGAUGAAUGCCACCUAA